Molecule: messenger RNA, 846 nt
Organism: Triticum turgidum subsp. durum (durum wheat)
Lineage: Eukaryota; Viridiplantae; Streptophyta; Magnoliopsida; Poales; Poaceae
Source: the annotation of a GenBank genome assembly
AUGGAAUCCUACGCCAACGGAGCCAAAUUUGAUUGCUUGCUGUUUGACAUGGAUGACACCCUCUACCCACUGAUCUUAGGAAUCAACUUAGCCUGCCGCAACAACAUCCAAGACUACAUGCUGAACAAGCUUCAGAUCGAGGAGAGCCUGGUCCCCAAGAUGUGCCUGGAUCUGUACAAAGAAUAUGGAACUACGAUGGCCGGUCUGAAGCUUAUGGGUUACGAAUUCGACUACGACGAAUUCCACGCCAGCGUGCACGGUAAAUUGCCAUACGAGAAGCUGAAGCCGGACCCUGUCCUGAGGAACCUGCUGCUUUCGAUGCCACAGAGGAAAAUCAUAUUCACCAAUUCUGACGAGGCCCACGCGGCGACCGUCCUGGAGAAGAUGGGGCUGGAGGGAUGCUUCGAGGGGAUCAUAUGCUUCGAGACCCUGAACCCCAAGAAUCCAGGUGACACAGACGCUAGCUCUGGCAAGAGGGUCCUCUGCAAGCCGUCCCUGGAGUCCAUGGAAGCCGUGGUGGAGAUCGCCAAGCUCGACCCCAAGAAGACAGUAAGCAGCACGCAGCUCAGCCAUGGAUUCCCUCGUCGACUCUCCGCGCCGCAGAACUGCAAAGCUACAGUGUUCUUCGACGACAGCCCGCGCAACAUCGCCUCAGGGAAAGCGGCAGGCUUCCAUACCGUCAUCGUAGGGAGCUCGGCGCUCGUGCCCGGGGCGGACGUGGCGCUAGAGAGCAUCCACAACAUCAGGGAGGCGCUGCCGGAGCUGUGGGAGGCGGGCGGCGACCACGUCGAGGCCGCCGUCGACAUCCGGUCCGCCGCCGUGGCCGAGACCACGGUGCUCGCGUGA